Lampris incognitus (smalleye Pacific opah) is the source of this 943-nucleotide messenger RNA. RefSeq names its product transcription factor HES-5-like. Gene Ontology annotation, cellular component: nucleus. Lineage: Eukaryota; Metazoa; Chordata; Actinopteri; Lampriformes; Lampridae. Bases 4 to 513 code for a protein of 169 amino acids. Gene Ontology annotation, biological process: anterior/posterior pattern specification; regulation of neurogenesis; regulation of transcription by RNA polymerase II. The record is from RefSeq and is a predicted model, not a curated record. Gene Ontology annotation, molecular function: RNA polymerase II cis-regulatory region sequence-specific DNA binding; protein dimerization activity; DNA-binding transcription factor activity, RNA polymerase II-specific. The transcript has 2 exons.
GCCAUGGCACCGACUGUUUUCGGACAAAUGAACUACUCUAAGGGGCACCUGACGCCUACUCACAAGCUGAGAAAGCCAAUGGUGGAGAAACUGCGUCGGGAUCGCAUCAACACCAGCAUCGAGCAGCUGAAGUCCCUGCUAGGACCCGAGUUCCUCAGACAGCAGCCGGACUCCAAGCAAGAGAAGGCAGACAUCUUGGAGAUGGCUGUCGCCUAUCUGAGGAGUUGGCAGCAGUACAAGCAGCAGCAGCGGCAGAAGACCGGGGCCUUCGUCCCGAUGUCAGCCAGCGACGGUUACUCCCGCUGUGUGCAGGAGGCCAUCGGCUUCCUGUCCCACUGCAACAUCAAGACCCAGUCCCAUGGACGGCUGCUCAGUCACUUUCAGAGCCUGCAGGCAUCCGGCAAGACCGGUCAGAGUCCCUACACCCUGUCCCCGCCGGGCUCGCCCGCCCACCAGGUCAGCACCACUAAGGGAGGGAGCCCGGCCAACAGCCUGAUCUGGAGGCCCUGGUAGAGUGGAGGCAUUGUUAAACCUCCAGAAAAUCAGAACCAAGUCUGUGAGCAUCAUGGACAGCGAGUUUAAGACUGACAGAAGUCUUAUUUUGUUUUACUGUUGAGUAUUCAUCGAUGUAUAAAAAGGGCACAAUGUGUCAGUAUCCCUUUGAAAGGACUGAGAUGAACUGAUUCAGGUUAUACUGAAUGUGUACACUACGUGUACGGACAACCUACACUCUUAUAAUAAGAGUGGCUCUCAUAAACUAUGUGAAUUAUUCUCAUUAGAGAAAACUGAGCUGGAUUUUUUAAAAUUUACAUUGCCAAUUCUAUGAAAUGUUCUUGCUGUUAUAUGACCCAUAUUGGGUCAAACUGGUGUGGUGUCUGAGACACUGGUCACAUGUUCAGGUGACGUCUGUGACAUCAGAGGUCACUGGUGUUCACAACUGUCA